AUGGAGGACGAUGACAUGCCACCUCCUUCCAAGGGAACAUCUUUUGCGUUCAAGACAAAUGCUGACUUCAGGCGCAUGCUGGAGACGCCGCGACCUCAGAGGUUCCAAGAAGAUGCUGAUGCACCGGAGGGAACUCGGGCUGUCAAGAAGCCUCACGCAGCACAGAAGAAGAAGGGCCGGCCCAAGCCUGUGCAGGAAGAGAAGGCAGGAGAUGACGAGCCUCUCUACAGAGAUCGCGCGGAAGAGCGAAGGAAGGGAUUCAAUCCAGACUAUGAGCGAGUCAAUGCAGACCUGGCCAACAUCGUCACCGGUAACUCACUGCUGGAGCAGGACAUUGGGCAGAUCAGUGUGGAGGACUCCAAGUUCCUGGGUGGAGAUGUGGAUCACACCCAUUUGGUCAAGGGUCUUGAUUAUGCGCUCCUGCAGAAGGUGCGUGGGGAGAUGACCAAACACGGCGCAGAAGACCCAGAUGAGACGAAGAAGAAGGUCAAGCCAGUCAGGAAGGAGGAGAUGAAGUUUGUUACAGCGACUGGCCGCAGCGUGUUCAACUCGGUCUUCAAUCCCCCGAAGAUCAAUGUCAGUGAGCUGUUCUUGCCGCGCCGCACUGCCUUUGUCUAUGAGCUGGAAGAUGACGAGUACGGCUCUGACAUUCCCACCACCCUGAGGCGCUCCAAGCUGGACUGCCCGCCGGUGGUGGACUCGCUGAUGGGCGGAGUGGAUGGCAAUCUGCUGGAGCGCCUGGCCAAGAUCAUGUCCUACAUGCGUCCAAACGCGGGCGGCAAGCCGGGCAAGCGCCUCAAGCGCAAGGACAAGCUGCAGCUGCUUGGCGCCAGCGCUCUGCCGCCCCUGGCCGGCAUCGGCGCGCUCAAGGGGCCGCACACCAACGGCUCCGCUGCGGCGGAGCCUGCCGUGGUGAGGCCGGCUGAUGAGGAUGAGGACAUCUUUGGGGACGCCGGCAAGGACUACCAGGCCGAGCUACCCAAGAGCCGGGACGGGGGAGCGGCGGCGUCAACCCGCGGCCAGUACUUUGCUGAGAAGGACGACAUGGCUGACCUCCCUGCCCUUCCAACAGCAGGGGCGAAGAGCGACGAGGACAUGGAGAUCGAGGAGGGCGAGGCGCAAGAGGGACCCCCCGGUGCCCUCCCACCGCCGCCACCGCCGCCCCCACCCGACACGGAGGUGGGCCCGGCGCGGCCGCCCACCAACGCAGAUCUGUCCAGCGCCUACGCCGAUCCUGCCGCCUACGAGGCCUACAUCCAGGCCAGUGUCGCCUAUCAGGCGAGCACGGAUCCGGUGUAUCAGGCCCUGCUGGCGACGCAGGCGGGCGGGCAGCCGCCAGAUGCAGAGGACGCCGCGGCACUGAGCGCGCUGUCGCAGCAGCAGAAGGAAGCCGGGCUGGCCUCUGUCUUCAAGCGGGACGACGACAACCUCGCCCGCAGGAGAGAGGUGGAUGAGAGGGAGAAGGACCCGAGUUUUGUGAGCGACGCAUACGCCGAGUGCUAUCCCGGGUACCACGAGUACAACAACACCAUCGCUGACUCAGACGACGAGGCUGAUUUCUCACACAUGGACUCGAAGACUGGCGGCAAGAGCCGCACCGACUUUGACACCGAGGAGCAGUGGCAGGAGCACAAGAACAGCAAGGAGAUGUUGCCCAAGGCGGCCUUCCAGUUUGGAUUGAAGGCAGCCGACGGCCGCAAGGCAGGCAACAAGCUGGGCAAGGCCAAGGACAACAAGCUGAACAACCAGCUGAACAAGAUCCAGGCCAUCUUGGAGAAGGACGGAGGAGACUACAAGAAGGCCUUCUCGGCCCCAGCCCUGGAGGCUUCUGACGGCGGCAAGCUGUCCAAAAAGCGCCGCAUCUGAAAGAGCCUCACAGCUUUGUAGUCCGGAUGCAUGCGUGUUGCUUGCAUGCGGUUGGUGGACAGGCUUCAGGCUUUCUGAGGAGGUGACAUCGCAUGUGACUUAGAAGGGAGAAGUGUGUGAGUGGCGUGUGGUUACAAGAUUGACUUUGUCCUGCUUACAGUGGGUCGUCGCGAGUUUUCCAAGACAGUGGUGCUUCAAGUUGCAGAUUGUGGCAAGGGUAUUACUUAAGGUGUACUUUUUGCCAAUUGAAUGCUGGCCAUGGCGGCAAUUCGUGAUUGGUCCUCAGGUCUGGGAUGUCCUGAGCCUCACUGACUCCGAGUCAGCUCCGCCAAACUUCAUUUGACAAUUUUCAUCAUGAUUUGUUUCUUGAUGUGGAUUGCUGGGAUACAUUACGUAGUGUUGAGAGAGAUUUUGGCCACCGAAAUAUUUGCUGAACUGAAUUUGAGCCUCACUCGGGGUAACGCAAUGCAAGACAAAAUGCGGAGA
This is a messenger RNA of Coccomyxa subellipsoidea C-169, 2352 nucleotides long. RefSeq lists its product as hypothetical. Bases 1 to 1866 code for a protein of 621 amino acids. The transcript is spliced from 11 exons. The record is from RefSeq and is a predicted model, not a curated record. NCBI's taxonomy places the organism in Eukaryota, Viridiplantae, Chlorophyta, Trebouxiophyceae, Coccomyxaceae. Gene Ontology annotation, biological process: mRNA splicing, via spliceosome. Gene Ontology annotation, cellular component: nucleus.